ACCUCAUCAUUGGCCUCCUCCAUGGCCCGCCCGCCAUUUUAAGCGCUGGGGAUGGCCGCCAAUGGGACCGGCAUCUGCGGGCUUCUGACCAAUGUGAAGCUCGCUGGCUGAUCAGGGGUGCCCGAUGAUCUCCUCUCUCGGAGCCCCGAGAUGUCGCAAGCGCGGCUAUCUUGCAUCGGCGCAACGCUCGCCACGAUAAUUUUGGACAUUAGCUUUCUUCCCCAUGUGUUUUCAAGAUUAUGUGCCGUGUCUAGACACGGCACACGGCGCGUAGCCAGGCUGUAGAGAGGUUGUAUAUGUACGCUUCAUGAUCGCACUUUCGUAGGUCUGUGAUACAGGAAAACCACACAACUCCCUGGCUGCCAUCCCGCUUUCUCUUUUCUUACGUGUUUUCUUUCCUGGAGAUCGUUUCUUACAUUACGUCUGGUCAUUCUUCACUUGUAAUUACACCUCAUUUUACGACAAUAUUCCACGACUUUCCCUACAGCCAUGUCUUCCGAUCUCAAGAACGUCACGCAAACCUCGGACUUCGAGGUCGAUUCUGAUGACGCUCACUACCCUUCACACACACGUCUUCUCAAGACAGUCGAUACUGCAAGAGUCAGCUUGACGGCUGUGGCCCUUCUUGUGAGCAUCACCAUCCUUGGUACAUCAGCAGAUGCCCUGGCUGUCUACGAUGCCACCUCCGUACCAGCCGGCUUCAUGCUUCCGCUGUGGCCGGACGCCUUCGACUUGCGUCCAACAGUCGCGCUCGUGGUUGGGAGCUCUCUUCUCAUAAUUGUCAAUCUCGUGUCUCUCCUUUUCAGUCAAGUUCAAAGUACUGACAUCAAAAAGCUGCGUGGUCAAACUCUCAUCCACAACUCAUUGGCAGUAGCCGCCCCGUCGGUUGGGCUGGUGGCAUCGAUCAUUGCCAUGUCCUUCUUCUACAGCAUCAACGCGUCGAUCACGGUCGACACACUACAGAGCUGGAGCUGUCGCUGGUCCGAUGUUGUGAUGAUGACGAGGCCGCAUUUCGGCACUCUAUGCAAGCAAAGCAAGGCGGGCCUCUACCUGUCCAUCCUGCUGAUCCCGAUCGAGGCCAUCAUCGUGGGAAUGGGCGGCUAUCAGAUGAUGCUGGAACGGACCAUUAGCAAGACCAAUAGAGUGGUACUGGAGCAGCGCAAGUCUGGCAGCCCGGUGCCUUCAUCAGUCCGCGACGUCGAGGGCGAUCAACACUGA
This is a messenger RNA of Colletotrichum acutatum, 1218 nucleotides long. RefSeq lists its product as uncharacterized. The record is from RefSeq and is a predicted model, not a curated record. Lineage: Eukaryota; Fungi; Ascomycota; Sordariomycetes; Glomerellales; Glomerellaceae. The transcript has 2 exons. The coding region runs from base 490 to 1218 and encodes 242 amino acids.